Molecule: messenger RNA, 2343 nt
Organism: Paramecium octaurelia
Lineage: Eukaryota; Ciliophora; Oligohymenophorea; Peniculida; Parameciidae
Source: the annotation of a GenBank genome assembly
GCAUGGAUUGUGAAGCUGUCUAUGAAGUAAGACAUUUUAUCAACUUAGAUUCUGCAACCUGGAUUUAUCUUCGAAGUAAUCGUAAGUAAAAAAAACACAGUCAAAGGAAAGCUAGAUGUAAUUUUACAAAAAUUUCUUGCCUUCAGUGAUAAAUGUCUCACAUCCCAACAUCAAGUGAGAUAAGCUGAUUUCUAAUAAUUCAAAAAAUAAAAGCAUUUGCUCUCACAAUUAAGUCAAAUAAAUGUCAUGAGAAUGAAGGGAGUCAUUUAUGAAUAAGAUGUGGUAAUGCAUUUACAUUUAAUCUAAGAUCGAGGACUUCUCCAUUUUCACCUAUUAUAUAAACUUUGAGAAAAUUCAAGUGGGAGAUCAUUUGAACGCUGUUCUCAUUGAUAAAACAAAAAUGACAAUGUCUUUAAAAAACAAAAGCAUCAUGGGAGGCAAAUAAUGGAGUUUAAAAAGUCUACAAAACCCCUCACAUUUUGAUAAUUGGCUAUAUUUUAGACUAGGCUAUGCUAAAUAAAUUGGAGUCAAUUUCCAAUAUUAGAUUAUGAAUGAGGAAGAGAGGCAGAAGGCUCAGGAAUCAAUCUAUGCCAAUCUCAAAUUCAAAGAAGAAACUGGAAUCUUGAAAAUGGAUUAUCAGAUCGAACAGGAUGGAUUCUUUCCUAAUAAACAGAAUUUUCCAUUCAUGAUGCAAUCCCUAGGGCUAUCUCAGAAUACAUCAUUCACAAAUAGAAACAAUUUAAAAACAUUCAUGAAGAUCAAUUUAGAUCAUAGAAGGCGUUUAUAUUAAAUUAUUUAUUUUUUCUAGACUUUCAAGUUUGUCUGUCUAACCAGAUAUCCAAUAGAUCUAUGUACGCAAACAGAAGAGUCAAAGCAAUAAUUGAAAAUAAUAAAAUAAGAGAAAUAUUAUUAAUAUUCAUAAAUUCUUAGUCUAUUCAUUUUAUUCAAUUGUAUUUAAAUAAAUAUAUUUUUAAUUAAUUUAUUAUGCUUCCUAAGUUUUAAAACUCGUUUGCACUAGACAAGAAUCUACAAACCCUAAUUGAAUCAUUCAAUCAAUCCCAAAAAAACCCAGGAGCUAUUCCCAGAAAUCGAAUACAAGGUAAUUAUCCUUACCUUCCUGGCGGUAUUAGAUCUGCAACUGGACCUUAAACAUUAAGUAAAUUAAUUUAUAACCCAUCAAGACAUCCUUCAAGAGAAAGUACAAUUCACAUUGCAAUCUAACCCUGCUGUCAAGUAAUUCUGCAAUUAGUAAUUUAUCUAGUACAAUCUUCUUAAACGAUCAAUAAGACAUCAUAUUAAAAUUCUAACUUGGAAUUAGAAUUUUACAAAUCGUCACUCUUGAUAAACCAGUAAGAGAUUAAAAAGAAGAGGAGUAAAAUAUUAAUCACUUUUUACCAUAAACAUAUCCCUAUCAACCAGUGUCCAGACUAAAAAUUGAAUUCAAAUUGGAAGAGACAGAUGAAAUUGAAGUCAAUGGAAAUGAUAAUAUGGUAACCAUCUUCACCAAAGCCUCAAUCAAAUAACAAAAGAAUGACUAAAAUAAAAAGUAGAUCUAAUGUCUACAUUAAGAGAUUGCAAGUAAAUCAAAUCAUUGAUCAAUAGGUAAAAAUGAAACCCAAACCCAAACUGUUUAAAUUGUAAUGAAAUUCUAAAGAGAAUGGUAUUUGAAAUCUGGAAAUAACUUCCUUGCUGCCAAAAAAAUUCUCUAAGAUUAUUUCAAAUCUCUAUAAAUUCCAAAAACCAAAUUCACAGCUUUUGAUAAUUAAGCACCACCACAAGAAUAGUAAGCCCAACCAGAAAUAGCUAAAAAAUAGCCUAUUAAACCAGAAGUUAGUAAAGAACCAGAAAAAGAAUAGGAAGAAGAAGAAAUACCUCCAGAUGUUUCUGGAAAAGAUCUUUAAAACCUAUUUCCCUUAGUAAGCGAGGAUUUUGUAUAGAGAUAGAGAGAAGCACUAGACAAAAGUAAUCAAUUCAAUUUAAACUUAGAGAAUUCCACUCCUGAAGAAAAGAUUAAGCGAUUAUUCGAAGAAGUUCGCAUUAAACAAUUCAAAUCGCAACCUUAUAGUGCUGAUAAGAACUUUUUCAAGUGUCCUUAUCAUAGGUGUUAGAAGGGUUAUAAGAGACCUAAUUAAUUGAAGAAUCACAUGAAAUAGAAUCAUUAAAAGUUGUCAGAAAUCGGUUUCACAAUUGAUGAUAAUGGAGAAUUUAAAUACAAUGAUAAAAUUUUAGAUUAUUGUUUACUUUUGUGGAAAGUUUAUCCAAAUUUUGUUAAAUCUGUUAUUAAUGAAGUAUGCAUCCCUAUUUAUUUAGAUGAGAUAGAGAAAAGAAUAGCCAAGUGCAUGA